GCGCAGUCUUCCUUCAUCACCCACCAUCAGCAACGAGCUAGCGAACAGCACGCACGAGCAGCCGAACUCUGCGAUAAACCAUCAUGUGGGACGAAUACCCGGGCAACCAGCGCCGCAACUACGCUCCUCCGCCUGGUCCUCCGCCCUUUCCUCGCCCUGGGCCGCCUGGUGAACCCUAUGGCUUCCCUUCUCCUGACGCUAUGCCACCAUCGUCCGACUCGCGUACCAGCUAUCGGCCUGACUAUGGCUCAUACGCCCCUCCACCAGCACCGCCACCGUUCGACCCAUAUGGCUCUCCUCCAGGUCCCCCGCCUGGCGGCUUCCCAGAACCAGGCUACCCUGGGCAGGGAUUCCCGGGAGAGGACCGCCCUCACCACCAUCACCAUCACCACCACAGCGGGUACUCCUCGUCCGAGAGUUUCACCCCUCCCCCGGGACCUCCGCCGUCCAUACCUCCGCGGACGUCAUACGGGGCGCCACCAGCUAUACCUCCGAGGCCUGGUGGCAACUAUGCUUCCGCGGGGUAUGCGGCAUCUCCCUGCCCGCCUCCCAGUCAGAUGUUAUCGCCCUCAAGCAUCAAUCGUCAGGGCGCGUCGACGCCGCAUCACUAUGCACCGCCUCCGGGAGCUCCUCCGCCGCAGUAUUCGCAAUCGGGUAUCCCUUCUAGUCAUUACGCUCCACCCCCAGGGCCGCCUCCAAGCCAUAGCCCACUUCCCUAUGGAGCCCCCGCUCAGUCAAGUGGUAGAUAUGCUCCUCCGCCUGGCCCGCCGCCACGGCCUCCGGCAGAGCAGCAGCACUAUGGGCCUGUGUGGGAAGGGCCGAACCACCAGCGCCAGCAGCCGUACUUCCAAUAUUCCCAAUGUACCGGGAGGAGGAAGGCACUUUGUAUUGGAAUCAAUUACAUUGGAACGUCUCAGCAGCUGAAAGGGUGCAUCAAUGAUGCCAACAACAUGCGGAGUUUUUUGAUAUCCGAAUACGGAUACAAGGGUGAGGACAUCGUCAUGCUGACCGAUGACCAGGCCAACCCAAGGGCAAUCCCGACGAGGAUGAAUAUGAUACAAGCGAUGCAAUGGCUUGUGCGUGAUGCGCGGCCCAACGAUUCCCUUUUCUUCCACUACUCUGGACACGGCGGCCUCACGAAGGACCUGGAUGGAGACGAAGAAUCUGGCUAUGAUGAGGUAAUCUAUCCGCUCGACUUCAAGGUCAACGGACAGAUAGUCGAUGAUGAACUGCACGAUAUGCUCGUGAAGCCGCUUCCUCCCGGCUGUCGUCUCACUGCGCUCUUCGACUCAUGCCAUUCAGGGUCUGUCCUGGACCUGCCAUGGAUGUAUUCCCACGAAGGAAAAAUCAAAGAACCAAACCUUGCUGCAGAAGCGGCGCAGGGCCUCCUCGGCGCUGUCAGCUCGUAUGCACGUGGUGAUAUCAUGGGAGCCAUAGGCUCGGUGACUGGUCUCGUGAAGGAAGUCACGGGUCAUAAUCAGACUAUUCGGAACAAGAAACGGGAGACGAAGACGAGCCCCGCUGACGUGAUCUGUUGGGGCGGAUGCAAAGAUCAGCAGACGAGCGCGGAUACGUUUGAGGGAGGUGAAGCUGUGGGCGCAAUGAGCUAUGCAUUCACGACAUGCAUCCGACAAAACAAACAGCAGAGCUAUCAGCAACUUCUGGUCAACGUCCGCGAGAUCCUGUAUGGAAAGUACACCCAGAAACCUCAGCUCUCCAGCUCCCACCCGAUCGACACGUCUCUUAUGUUCAUCUGCUAAACUCUAUCAUGCCACCAGGUCAAGCACGAAAAUGGAGUCGGGACUGUGAGUCAGUAAAUCCAGACUUUUUUUGGCACCAAUGCGAACUUGUAUAUCCCUCAUGAUGUGGUGGAUGUUCCUUAUGAAUGUUCGGUGACAGACGAAUGUCGAGGCACUGUUGCAGGAUAUUUUGAGCAAGUAUAGCCGGCACUUCCUCG
Laetiporus sulphureus 93-53 is the source of this 1957-nucleotide messenger RNA. RefSeq lists its product as uncharacterized. Gene Ontology annotation, molecular function: cysteine-type endopeptidase activity. Gene Ontology annotation, biological process: proteolysis. Bases 84 to 1760 code for a protein of 558 amino acids. The transcript is spliced from 18 exons. The record is from RefSeq and is a predicted model, not a curated record. NCBI's taxonomy places the organism in Eukaryota, Fungi, Basidiomycota, Agaricomycetes, Polyporales, Laetiporaceae.